Messenger RNA from Stegastes partitus (bicolor damselfish), 951 nucleotides. RefSeq lists its product as uncharacterized. Gene Ontology annotation, molecular function: protease binding; death domain binding. Gene Ontology annotation, biological process: regulation of apoptotic process. The transcript has 6 exons. Lineage: Eukaryota; Metazoa; Chordata; Actinopteri; Pomacentridae. The record is from RefSeq and is a predicted model, not a curated record. The annotation marks the transcript as partial.
AGUGCGGGGAUAUUUUAUCUCUGAAUGAAUUUAAAGAAAUUCAAAAACAACAAAGUGCAUUGGAGAAGAUGAGACUGCUUUUGCAAAUAGUCAUACGCAAGGGAGAGGAUACCUGUCUGAGCUUCAUAGACAUUCUGAAGCAGCAUCAAGCACGCUACCAAGGCCUGCAGCAGCUUUUCAACCCUCAGCCUCAAGGCUCACCUGCUCCAACAGUGUUCGCUGAUAACAACAGUGUUGUGAUCAACAGGACAAUAACUAAUGGAGCCGUAAAAUCUCUGUCCACUACCAUUGAAACAGUGAGCGAUUCGGGAAGUCAUUCGUCUGCAAAUGUUCCACAUGCAGAUUUAACUGCACUGGGAGGCAGCGUGAUAUGUGCUGAUGUUCUGUCUGGACUCACCGUUCAUGAUGGUAUAGAUCUCUCAGUGUCUGUGAAACCAUCACAAGCAUAUGCAGGUGCCGUAGAUAAAACGCUGCCUUCUCCUCAGGGCCCUGCUAUGAAAAUGAUUACUGAGCACAAGGUGGAACUCAUCGACAGCCUGAGGGCGGAUCUCUUCAUUCUGCAGCAUGUGCAUGCCAAACGGAUCAUCACAGACAGACAAUAUCAACAGCUGAAGCAUAUCUCUCAGCCAGAAGAAACUGUUACCAACCUGAUAGAUGUUGUGAUUGGUAAAGGUGAAGAGACCUGUGAUAAAUUUCUUCAGGUUCUUAAAGACCCUGAAGUUCUCAGGACAUAUCCAGGACUGAAAGAAAUNAACAAAGCCAGGAUUCCUGGCCCUGCUAUGAAAAUGAUUACUGAGCACAAGGUGGAACUCAUCGACAGCCUGAGGGCGGGUCUCUUCAUUCUGCAGCAUGCGCAUGCCAAACGGAUCAUCACAGACAGACAAUAUCAACAGCUGAAGCAUAUCUCUCAGCCAGAAGAAACUGUUACCAACCUGAUAGAUGUUGUGAUUG